CUGACGUGUACAAUUUUCAAUUUAAUUUUUACUUCAUCAUUUUUCAUUCAAUUUUGUGAUGUUUUUGCCGGUGCCGGUUGACGAUUUUCUACUUCGUUAACUAAUUUUUACAAUUAGCUUAAUUUUAUUUCUAAAAAGCUUUAAAAAUAUUAAAGAUUACUAGAUUCAAAACCAAAUUAAUUAUAAUCAUGGCUAUACUUGCGACUACGCUCGGAAUACUUCUAAUUGCAUCCACUGCCUGGUCUGCGGAUGCACCCAAAGGUCCCAAAGUGACUCAUAAGGUCACUUUUGACAUUAGCAUCGGCGGAGAUAACAUUGGCCAAAUUGAGAUUGGUUUGUUUGGCAAGACUGUGCCAAAAACUGUCCAGAACUUCUUUGAGCUCUCACAAAAGCCUGAAGGCGAAGGCUACAAGGGCAGCAAGUUCCAUAGAGUUAUUUCAAAUUUCAUGAUCCAGGGUGGCGACUUUACCAAGGGUGAUGGUACUGGCGGUCGCAGCAUUUACGGUGACAGAUUUGAAGAUGAGAACUUCAAGCUGAGUCAUUACGGAGCUGGUUGGUUGUCGAUGGCUAAUGCUGGAAAGGAUACCAAUGGGUCUCAGUUCUUUAUUACAACAGUCAAGACUCCUUGGUUGGACAACAGACAUGUUGUUUUUGGCAAAGUACUGAAUGGAAUGGAUGUUGUCCGUAAAAUUGAGCAGACUCCCACUUCAAAUGACAAGCCAGUAAAGGAUGUUGUCAUUACUGAUACUCAUGUGGAAGAAGUUGCAGAACCAUUCAGUGUCACAAAGGACAGUGCUCAAUAACAUUGCAUAAUUUUAAAUCGUUAAGCAAUAUAAAUAGUAAGACAUAAAUGUAUAUUUAUCAUAUAAUUCUGAAAUGAUUUGUUUUCAAAUGCAUUUAAAUUUCAAUGUAUGAUUGCAUAUAUUUUUAAUAUAAUGUUAAUAGUAAAAAAAUCUUUGUAAAUGAUCCUCUCAGUCCAGUGUGUGUAAUAAUUUUAUAGAACUUGUCAAUUUAUUGUUGAUAAACUAUUAGAAUUAAAUAAUAUUAUUGUAAUUGCGUAUCUUUCAUUAAAUUAAACAGUAUGUAAAAGAAGAUUAAAGAUAAAGUAACAUAUGAGUCUUUAAGUCAGUUGUAUAACUUUUUAAUGUUUUAUGAAAAACCAGUAUUCUUUUAUGGCAUGACCUCAUUAAAAUCAUUAUAAUUCACAGGGUACCACAAAGGUUUAUUGUUAUAGGAAUUUUAAUUUGGUUUCUCAUAUGUAAAACAAUAAUUUACAUUGAAAUAAAACAAGUAUGUAUUUAA
Messenger RNA from Bicyclus anynana (squinting bush brown), 1302 nucleotides. RefSeq names its product peptidyl-prolyl cis-trans isomerase 5 (gene Ppib). The record is from RefSeq and is a predicted model, not a curated record. Gene Ontology annotation, cellular component: intracellular membrane-bounded organelle. Gene Ontology annotation, molecular function: peptidyl-prolyl cis-trans isomerase activity. Gene Ontology annotation, biological process: protein peptidyl-prolyl isomerization; protein folding. The transcript is spliced from 4 exons. NCBI's taxonomy places the organism in Eukaryota, Metazoa, Arthropoda, Insecta, Lepidoptera, Nymphalidae. The coding region runs from base 189 to 803 and encodes 204 amino acids.